This is a messenger RNA of Merops nubicus (carmine bee-eater), 1734 nucleotides long. It is a transcript of the gene ABCD4, whose product is annotated as ATP-binding cassette, sub-family D (ALD), member 4. The annotation marks the transcript as partial. The record is from RefSeq and is a predicted model, not a curated record. The transcript is spliced from 18 exons. Gene Ontology annotation, cellular component: peroxisomal membrane. NCBI's taxonomy places the organism in Eukaryota, Metazoa, Chordata, Aves, Coraciiformes, Meropidae. Gene Ontology annotation, biological process: peroxisome organization; fatty acid beta-oxidation; very long-chain fatty acid catabolic process. Gene Ontology annotation, molecular function: ATP binding; ATP hydrolysis activity; long-chain fatty acid transmembrane transporter activity.
CUGAUGUUCCUGACGCUGCUCUGCGUGGCCUUGCUGGAGCAGCUGGUUAUUUACCAGGUCGGUGUCAUCCCCAGCCAGUACUAUGAAGUCCUAGGGAACAGGGACUUCUCCGGGUUCAAAACGCUGACUGCCGUUGCCCUGACUCUGAUCGUGGUGAACUCCACGCUAAAAAGCUUCGACCAAUUUAUCUGCAACAUGAUGUACGUAAGCUGGAGGAAGUCCCUCACCGAAUACCUCCACAGCUGCUACUUCCAAGGCCAGGUCUACUACAACCUGCACGUGCUGCACGAGGACAUCGAUAACCCGGACCAGCGCAUCAGCCAGGAUGUGGAGAGGUUCUGCAGGCAGCUCAGCUCCAUGGCCAGCAAGCUCAUCAUCUCACCCUUCACACUGGCCUACUACACAUAUCAGUGCUUCUGCAGCACAGGCUGGCUAGGCCCAGUGAGCAUCUUUGGGUAUUUCAUCAUUGGAACAAUCAUCAACAAGGUAUUGAUGAGCCCAAUUGUGUCUAAACUUGUGCAGCAGGAAAAACUGGAAGGAGAUUUCAGGUUCAAGCACAUGCAGCUUCGUGUCAAUGCAGAACCAGCUGCAUUCUACAGGGCCGGGCGAGUGGAGCACAUGCGCACGAACCAGAGGCUGCAGAGCCUGCUACAGACCCAGAAGGAGCUGAUAGGCAAGGAGCUGUGGCUAUACAUUGGAAUCAACACUUUUGACUACUUGGGCAGCAUCCUGAGCUAUGUGGUCAUUGCCAUUCCCAUCUUUUCUGGGGUCUACAGUGACCUGAGUCCAGCGGAGCUCAGUGCCCUUGUCAGCAAGAAUGCCUUUGUUUCCAUCUACCUCAUCAGUUGCUUCAGUCAGCUCAUAGAUCUCUCCAGCACCGUGACUGAUGUAGCUGGCUACACACAUAGGAUUGGUGAACUGCAGGAGACCUUGCUGACCCUUGGCAGAAAAAAACCUGAUAACUACUCAGAAGCCCAAGCCAGCUGGGAUUUGGAUGUACCCAGCAGCCAUUCUGCAGAGGACCCAGUGCCAAAGGACACAGCUUUCAUUCUGGAGCACGUGACGCUCUCGGUGCCAUCCUCUGGCAAGCUGCUCAUCAAGGACUUGAGCCUCAGGAUCUCACAAGGAAACAGUGUGAUGAUUGUGGGGAACACUGGCACAGGGAAGACAUCACUCCUGAGGGUCCUUGGGGGACUCUGGGAGAGCACGUGGGGGAGUGUCAGGAUGCUGACCUGCUUUGGCCCCCAGGGAGUGGUGUUCCUGCCGCAGCGGCCCUUCUUCACCGACGGAAGCCUGCGCGAGCAGGUGAUCUAUCCCCUGAAGGAGAUCUAUCCAGUUUCAGGGUCAAUAGAUGACGAGAGAAUUGUGCGAUUCCUGGAGCUGUCUGGGCUGACUGAUUUGCUGGUGAGGGCUGGAGGACUAGACAAGCAAGUGGACUGGAACUGGUAUGACAUCCUGUCACCAGGGGAGAUGCAAAGGCUCUCGUUUGCACGGCUCUUCUACCUCCAGCCAAAAUAUGCAGUGCUGGAUGAAGCCACCAGUGCCUUGACAGAAGAGGUGGAGCAUGAACUGUACCGCCUGUGCCUUCAGCUGGGCAUGACACUGAUCAGCGUGGGACACAGGGCUAGCCUGGAAAAGUUUCACAGCUGGAUUUUGAAACUUCAUGGGGAGGGAAGAUGGGAACUCACUCGAUGCGAGAAGAUGAAGCGGCUGCCAGCAGGGGAAGGAUGCUGA